Messenger RNA from Cuscuta europaea, 2775 nucleotides. Lineage: Eukaryota; Viridiplantae; Streptophyta; Magnoliopsida; Solanales; Convolvulaceae. The record is from the annotation of a GenBank genome assembly.
UUACUCUCUUUCUCAUAUCGAUAGUUCAUGACUAAUGACUUCAUGGGAGCCACUUCCACUUCCGCCUUUUGGAGUUCACAUAAUAGUUCUUUCAUUCAAUCGCACUAUAAAUGAUCCAUUUGUGGUCAAAAACAUGGGUUUGGGGCAUCUUCAUCAAUCACCAUUGUCCAUUGAAUUUGUUCGUGAACAUUAGAGAUGCUCUGCUGCUUUUUAUAUCCAUAAUCCAUUAGAUGUUGAUGUAUAUAUUCUAUGUAAAACUUCAAUUUCAGGCUUGCGUGAAAAGUAUGCUUCUGGUUUAAAUAUAUGGGAUGGAAAGACCCAUUUGAUAUGCUUUGUCAACAUUUGAAUCCACUUAUAUGCAUAUUCAUUUGGACAGACAGGGAUCUUUUUGCUUUAUCGUCGGUCAAGCAUCGUAAACCGCAAUGGAAUAAUAACAGGGGGACGGAUGGAGUACUAUUUAUUUUAGAAACUUCCAUUGUAUGAAAAUAUCGGUAUGUUAUUUGUUUAAGCCACUGCGUCUGACUGGUCUGAGGUUCUGAGGCCUGCAAUAGCAGAUACUAUAAAUCAGAAAAGAAAGAUUUUUUCCCGACAGAAGUAGGAAUCGGUAUCAGAAAUCAGAAAGAUUGUGCUGGCUUGAAGCUGUUAACUCUUUUUUUCAUCAAAAUUGCUCUUUGUACACUCAAUGUACACACUAUUUAAACCCAAAAAAAUUUACCCCCCUCUUUUCCCCUCACUCCCCCACCCGGCCCACGCUUCUCACUCGCUCCCCCGCUCCUCGAAAAUCAAAAGUCUCCCACCCGGCCCACGCGUCUCUCUUCUUCCUUACAACGGCGAAAAUCAACGAGCUGCCUCCUCGCUGCAGACUUCCUCCUUCUCGAAAAUCAACGAGCAACUUCCUCCUUCUCGAAAACCAAACCUGCGGCGACAUCCCCUUCCUUCUCUCCCACAUCCCCACGAAACCGGCACCCCCACUUACACUGCGGACUGAGGUUGGACCACGACGCACAACAAUGGUGCGAACCCCACUGGCAGAGAUGGCCGAGAGAGCCCUGAAGUUACGCAUUCCCAGUCAUGACUACUUCCCUGCCCAGUAUUCGGUGUGUUCAAACUUUAGAAAUGCUGCCAAAUGGGUACAAAGCAGCUUAUCUGCAACAGAAAUAGAAAUUUUUCACGCUUUACCAUGGGGCCAUCUUAUUGACAUCCCACCCACACAAUUCUCUGGCCAAGUCUUUCACAUGCUGGCCUUACACCUUGUGCAGGAGCAACCUGAUGAGGAGCUGUGGUUUGCCAUUGGGGGUACACUGUAUAAGUUUACUUAUGUGGAUGUUUGCCGCAUAAGUGGAUUACCAGCGGGUGCUGAACCAGUAGCUGCUGCAGGUGAUGUUUCAGGACAAGAAUCUGGCGAUGAAGCUGAACCAGUAGGGGCCAUUGCUAAGAAGUAUUUAGGUGGCUCAGUCGACAUUACACACGUCAAUUUGAAGAACAAAUUUGAGAAACUGAAACUUUCCAAACGUCGUAAUCAGAUGGAUGCUGUAAAGUUGGCCUCCUUGUUCUAUAUUGAGUGUGUGUUGCUUGCUAAGGACAACACUACGAGGAUAAAUGCAUCCUCUAUCAGACUGGUGAAUGAUUUAGAGGAAUUCAAGAAGUGUCCGUGGUCACUUCGUUCGUACAAGUUAUUGGUGAGUCAUAUGAAGGGUCUGAUGGAUGGUCAACCUCAGAAGUUCAAGGACCGGAAGGAGAACAAUCCAUUGUCUCCAUUCAACCUGCUAUAUUUCACCCAACUGAUAAUCAAAUUGCAUCUCUAAAAGCUUGGAUACAAGAAGUUGACACUGUUGAACCUAAAACGUUUGUUCUUAAUCUGCCAUCAUUUGAUGAAGUGGACAGGGACUUUUUCCGUGAGCUCGUGGAACCAGAUGAGUCUUUAUGGUCAUAUUUAGCAUAUGGAUGCUCUUUCCUACCUGCUUCUGAAAGAUUGUGCGUCGGACAAGCCGUAUAAGCUAAUAAGCCCUUACUUUGCGCAUCAAGUCAUGACUAAGGAUUAUAAAGAUGAGAAUGCAUGGACUGCUGAUAGGUGUCUACCUAGUGUUGACUGGAGAGGUUUACAAAAAGUUUUUGUACCUUUGAAUGUUGAUGGGAUGCAUUGGGUUUUAGCGGAAGUUGACCUACAUGCAAAAUUGGUACGUGUAUAUGACUCCAUGAGAACAAGUAGGUCAAUGUUGCAUGCGGCGCAUUUGUGUGUGAGACUUCCGCUACUCUUCCGAUUCAUACAAGCCCACCCAGAUCUUUGUAAGGUAGAGCAUUGGAAUGCUCAGCUAGCUGCAGAUGUUCCACAACAAGAGGGAGGAACUGUUUGCGGACUGAUGGUUGUUUGUUAUGCUGAGGCUUUGUUGUUGGGACUUCCCUUGACGCCACAUUGCGAGUAUGCGAACGUGGCUACAAAGAGAUGGCACUUUGCGCUACGCCUUUGGAGUUUGAGGAAGCCAAUUUCUUAGAAAACAUGCAAUGUACAUUUUUUUGCUAAUCAGCUAAUGUAUCAAACAUUAUGUAGCUGUGAAUAUCUUUUUUUUGUCAACGGUUUAGGUUUUGGUAACCGUUUUUUGAAUGGAAUGUAUGAUAAUGUACAUUGUUGUGCUAUGAUCAACCUUGUACAAUGUCCUACAAGGUACUUCCACAGGAGGGUACAUAUGAAGGUUGUAGAAAACAUUACUCUGCUGAUUUUUGUGUAACGAAGUAACAAUUUGGUAUGGAAUGCAUCAUAUUGUUUUUUUUUGUAAA